AAGAAGCCGGGAGCAAGCCGGGAGCGUCCCUGAUGGUGCCGCCGCCUCCGAGCCGGGGAGGAGCGGCGAGGGAGCAGCUGGCCAAGAGCCUGGGUCCGCUGCUGCUGCUCCUGGCUCUGGGACACACGUGGAGCUACCGCGAGGAGCCCGAGAACAGUGACAGAGAAGUCUGCUCAGAAAACAAAAUCACCACGACCAAAUACCCGUGUCUGAAGGCUUCGGGCGAACUCACCACGUGUUUCAGGAAAAAGUGCUGCAAAGGGUAUAAAUUUGUUCUUGGACAAUGCAUCCCAGAAGAUUAUGACGUGUGUUCCGAGGCGCCCUGUGAACAGCAGUGCACAGAUAACUUCGGCCGUGUGCUGUGCACUUGUUACCCGGGAUACCGGUAUGACCGCGACAGAUACCGGAAGCGGGAGAAGCCCUACUGCCUAGAUAUCGACGAGUGUGCCACCAGCAACGAGACACUGUGUGCACACAUCUGUGUCAACACUGUGGGCAGCUACCGCUGUGAAUGCCGGGAGGGCUACAUCCAGGAGGACAACGGGAGGACAUGCAUCAAGGGAGACAAGUACCCCAAUGACACUGGGCACGAGGAGAAGUCUGAGAAUGCGGUGAGAGCCAGCACUUGCUGCGCUUCGUGCAAGGAGUUCCACCAGAUGAAGCAGACGGUGCUGCAGCUGAAGCAAAAGAUUGCCCUGUUCCCCAACAGUGCCGCCGACCUGGACAAGUACAUCACUGACAACAAGGUGCUGGCCUCCAACGCCUACCUGCCGGGACCUCCUGGCCUGCCUGGGGGCCAGGGCCCUCCCGGCUCGCCGGGACCGAAGGGCAGCCCAGGCUUCCCCGGUGUGCCGGGCCCUCCAGGGCAGCCGGGCCCGCGGGGCUCCAUGGGGCCCAUGGGACCAUCUCCUGACCUGUCCCACAUUAAGCAAGGCCGGAGGGGCCCUGUGGGCCCGCCGGGUGCCCCAGGAAGGGAUGGCUCUAAGGGAGAGAGAGGAGCCCCUGGACCCAGAGGGUCUCCGGGCCCCCCGGGUUCUUUCGACUUCCUGCUGCUGAUCCUGGCCGACAUCCGCAACGACAUCACUGAGCUGCAGGAGAAGGUGUUCAGGCCCCAGGCACGCCCUCCAGCAGACGACCUCCCUCUAGCUCAGGAAUUCUCCAACUAUCCAGAAACCAUGGACUUUGGCUCCGGAGAUGACUCCAUGGAAAGAACUGAGGCAAGAGACCUGGGGGCCCCCAGAGACUUUUACCCUUAGCACGUGCCAACAGCUUCAUGGCAAAGGAAGAGGAGAGCUUUCAUACCCGCAGUUAAAUCAUCUAAAGAAAAGACCAAAAACAAAAAAACCACCCACCACUGGAGACCUGGACAAGAUACAUUAUUUUCUUUACUCCUUUCCUGCCUUCUACCUGCUUCUUGUUUGCUCUCUGCUAGACAGUGCUAGACAUGAGGGAGUAAAGGAAUGAUUUAUAUGCCUCCCCCUGAGAGCAUGUAGGGUGGUUGACAUUGGAACUUCUCCCCUAUUUAUUUAUUUCUUUUAAGAACUUCUGACUUUCUGGAUUAAGCACUCUCACAGUAUCUUAGAUUUGACAGAAUCAGAAGGAAAAGUGGCGAGGUGAGCUCAAAGAAAUGUGAGGUUACUUAUAAAAAGAAUUAGAUGCAUGGCCCAAAGAGGCUUUUACUCCUCAGUAUAAAAACAAGGCCUCUUCAAUGAAAAGGGGGAGACGCGAAUGUAUAUUUCCUUUGGUGGAUGAUUCUUUUUCUUUGUUGAUCUAAUAGAGUUUAAAUAUUUAGCCUCUUGUCCAACUUCAUUUCCCAAUGUUGAUUAAGGAUAGGAGUUCAGAAGGAGUGGAGAUUAUUAAUCAAAACAUGUACUGUCAUAUAGGUUGGCACAUUCUAAAUUCAAAAAUGACCAUUAAGCGUCCGUGUGGCUCUUAUCUCUCAGUAUCCUAUCCAGAAAAGGAAGAUACUGUAGGUUGAGGACUAAGUCUUCUUUUCCAAAAAGAAAACUGAAUCAAGGACCCUGAUUCACCUUAGAACAACGGGCUCCUGGCUUGCCAGGACAUUUUAAAGCUAUUGGAUUGAAUGCGUGGACUUAUUCAGUAAAUCACAGAUUCUUGGUUGUACGAGGGUGGCUGACCCUCAGAGAGAGGAGCAGAAGUUCCCAGGCUCUGACUGGGUGCCCAGAGGGGUCAUUAGGCAAUGAUUCCGGUUGGAUCAAAGUACAGUGGAGCGCAGGGCUGGGAGGAGGUGGCUGGCUUGGAUUGUUGGC
This is a messenger RNA of Pteronotus mesoamericanus, 2270 nucleotides long. RefSeq names its product collagen and calcium binding EGF domains 1 (gene CCBE1). Bases 33 to 1256 code for a protein of 407 amino acids. Gene Ontology annotation, molecular function: calcium ion binding. The transcript is spliced from 11 exons. Lineage: Eukaryota; Metazoa; Chordata; Mammalia; Chiroptera; Mormoopidae. The record is from RefSeq and is a predicted model, not a curated record.